GUUUGUGAUGAGUGCGUUGGAGCAUCAGCACGCGCCGUUACCACAAGACGACAUGGACGAGGGCGUCGGCCGUACGUACCGCUUCAAUGGCGGCAUGCAAGAUGAAUCGCCCUGGUGGCUCAAAUGGUCCAGUACUGCGCCCCCCGGGUACGACCAUCGCGCGCCCCAGUUGCAGGACCAGCGGAGCGACGGGGGAAGCCAGGGGCAGGGGUAUGGCGGGCGAUAUGACGACGAGCGGGGCAGCCGAUAUGGCUAUGACGACUAUGCUCGGGAUCGACCAUAUGACCGAGAGAAGGAAGAGGAGGAGGCGCGCGAGAGGGAGAGGGCGGAGCGCAUACAACGAGAGGAGGAAGAGGAGAGAGCCCGCCAAAAGGCAGAGGAGGAGGCAGCAGCAGAGGCCGAAGCAGCAGCAGCAGCUGCAGCAGCAGCAGCAGCAGCAGCAGCAGCAGCAUCGCCACCACCGGACCUGCUAUCCAUGGAAGAUGAUCUGCUGGGCCUCGGGACAGACGCAGGGCCGGGGGCUCUGGUGCUCUACAGUGCUCCUACUGCCGAUGACCUGAUUUCCAGGGCGUUUCAGCAAGAGAUCAGCCUUCUGGACAUUGACACUGGCACGUCAGAGGCAUCUCUCCUGGAGAAGGUGAAUUCAGUGGCUCCAAAGCAGGCGAAUGGGGAGGUCGAUCUGCUGGCUCUGGUGGACGGACCUGUGCCCGCUGGUGCCGCUGCUGCUGCUGCUGGAGGAUUGGGAGGGUUGGGAGGGGGGUUGGAUGCGACGAGUGGGGCGCUGGUGCUGGUGACACCCAUGAAGGGAUUCCACGCCGCACCCACAAGGCACGGCAUAUGUGGUGCUUGUGAGCGGACUAUCAAUUCUGGGAGGUACCUGAUUGCUCUGAACCGUGACUGGCAUGCGGCUUGCUUCAAGUGCUGCCACUGCCGCCUACCCAUCACUGAAAUGCAGUGCUCUGUGAAGGAGGGUGACACUUACCACACCGAGUGCUACCGCCAGCUCUUCCACCCCAAGUGCUACGUCUGCGACACUUACAUCGCCCCCAGCGAGUCGGGCAUGGUGGAGUAUCGACUGAACGACCUGUGGCACGCCAAGCACUGCGCCAAGCACAGCCCUUCCUCUGAUGGCUCGCCCCUCUGCUCCGCCUGCACUCGCCUCCAGCCCACCACAUGCACAAUGGUGGACAUUGGCGGUAACCGCACGCUCUGCCCCGAUUGUAACACCUGCUCCUGGCCCUCUCCCCAUGGCUCCGCACUCUCCGCCCUCACCUCCUCCUCCUCCUCCUCGCUGGGGACUCUAGUAGUAGAGGCCUCUGAAUGUGCCCCUAUUUUUGCCUCUGUGCUGAGUUUCUUUGAGGAGGUUGGGUUGGGAGCGGUGCUGAGGGGUGCUGUGGGCGUGAUGGGCGACGAGCUCCCGGUGGUUACUGCUGACGUGGCGGCGUUACAAGCUGCUGCUGAGGGCGAGAGACAGGUGAGAGGGAAGGGGUUGGGAGGUGGGGUGGAACAGAGGGGCAGAGGGUGUGAAGAGAGGGAGGGGUUGUUGAAUAAGGGAGGGAGGGGGGUGGUUACCACGGAUGUCGCGGCGUUACAAGCUGCUGCUGAGGGCGAGAGACAGGGUUCAUCUCGCCUGGCGGUGGUACCUGGAGUGUGCCUCACUCAAGAAACCACCAUCCAAACAGCCAAGCCGCUUAGUAGUGCGUGUGAACUCAUCUGUGCCCCACCUCCUCUGUGCCCCACCUCCUCUGUGCCCCACCUCCUCUGUGCCCCACCUCCUCUGUGCCCCACCUCCUCUGUGCCCCACCUCCUCUGUGCCCCACCUCCUCUUUCCUACAGGUCUCCUCUGGCCGGGGCAGUCAUCAUAGCCAAUCAGCUCAUGCGUGCAUUGUUCCUCCUUGAUGGGUUCUGUGUCUCCUCAUUACUACCCCCUUCGCCCCCCUGUCCCCUUCGCCCCUGUCCUCCUGACGCCUGUGUCCCUCCCUUGUACCCCCCACACCUGCCCCUCUCGCCCCUGUUCCUCUCGCACCUGUCUCCCUCGCCCCUGUCCCCUUCACCAUCAGACCUCUGGCGGGGGCAGGCACUGCAAUUACCAGCAGUACCUGCUCUCAACCCUCUCCUGGCCUCGCUCCCUCCUCCUUUCCCCACAGCGCUUCCCUCAGAGAUCGAGGAGGCCAUGUGCAAAGUCAUGGCGCACCUGUGGUUACAGCGUUACCAGCAGCAGCUCAAGAGCCCCUCACCCUUCCAGUCUGGCUUCCUCGAGUUCUGCCUCACCCGCGUUGCCUCCGACCCCUCCCCUGCUCUGCUCGACUCGUUCCGCUCCGCCUACUCUGCUGUGGUGUUCAAGGGCCUGCUUGCCACCAUCCAAACACUCCGCAUGUCCAACACCCUUCCCGCUAUUUAG
Molecule: messenger RNA, 2401 nt
Organism: Closterium sp. Naga37s-1
Lineage: Eukaryota; Viridiplantae; Streptophyta; Zygnematophyceae; Desmidiales; Closteriaceae
Source: the annotation of a GenBank genome assembly